This is a messenger RNA of Papilio xuthus (Asian swallowtail), 513 nucleotides long. The record is from RefSeq and is a predicted model, not a curated record. Lineage: Eukaryota; Metazoa; Arthropoda; Insecta; Lepidoptera; Papilionidae.
CGUGUAAGUAUAUAAGUGUUUGCCAUUUGUGUUCCGGCCACAGUCUCUAGCUUCAUCCUCUUGCACAACACACACAACACUCAUCUCCAAAAUGAAAUCCGUAAUCGCAAUUGCUCUGCUGGUGUGCGCAGUGGCCGCCGUGCCCAUCGACCCCCAGACUGCGGAGACAACUGACCAAAAAUUCGAUAACAUCGGUGUCGGACCCUACUCCUUCAGUUUCCAAACAAACGAUGGCAAGUCGGUGUACGCCGAGGGUCAGUUGAAAAACCAGGGUACUGAAGGAGAGGCCCUCGAGGUCCGCGGCCAGUACUCUUACACCGGCGACGACGGCCAGGUCUACACCAUUACCUACAUCGCCAACGAGCUUGGCUUCCAGCCCCAGGGCGCCCACAUUCCCUAAGCAUGACGACCCCCGCACGCCUUACAGCUCAUACCAGCCUCGCUGCCGAUUGAUCACCAACACGGUCGCUUGUAUAUAGAGUGAUGAUCUAAUAUAAGUUAUUCGUUAUUAAU